GACAGGUCGGGGAUCCCUGCCUCCGCUCCCCCGACUGCUCCGACGGUCUUUGCUGCGCUCGUCACUUCUGGACCCGCAUCUGCAAACCCGUGUUGCAGGAGGGACAGGUUUGCACGCGACACCGCCGGAAGGGGAACCACGGCCUGGAGCUGUUCCAGCGCUGCCCCUGUGGUGGUGGACUCGGCUGCCGGACGCUACGGGAGCGCAACGCCCCGUCUUUGUCCACGUCUUCUUCGUCUUCGUCGUUGCUUGCGGCGGCAGCGGCAAAGUCCAAGAUGGCGGCGUCCCCGUCUCGCCACUCGACUCCGCAGGCGUCACCGCUGUCCUCCUCGUCCUCGUCGGCAAAGUCCUCGCCUUCGAAGGCGAGACUUCAUCUGUGCCAGAAAAACUGAGGAGGAAGACGAAGGAAAGAAGGAAAGGAAGGAAGGAAGGAAAGGACUCCGAGAGACUGAAUAACCAAAACCUGGUCGCACCUGUGUGAAGCCCCGCCCCCUCCGUCCAGAACUGCCUCAUUGCUAAUGAGCUUCCUGUCGGGCGGCAUUCACACAAAGUCAGCGGGACGUGAAACUCUUUGUGGUUCAGAUCUGGUUUCUGAAGUCUAGACCAGCAGGAAGCACUUUGAAGUCCGGUUUGACCUCAUUUACACCAACAGACAACACAGAACGACUAUAUCAUCACAUAUCUUUGUUCUCAAGCAGGGAAACGUUCACUAAUCUCAGUAUCGUUCUCAUCUCGUCUGAGGAGCGACUUCCUUUCACUUUCCUUCAACAUAUUUAUAAAGAUUUUCAAAACAAAAGCCUUAAAUUACACUGAAUGGAGAGAUGUCUGCGACAAGCCAAACACUGUUAUCAAAAGCAACCAUUUUUACAUUGUUUUUCUUAUUUUAAUGUAAGUAUUCUGAUAACAUUUAAGAUAAGAUAAAGUAAGACAUCGUCAUGUAAAGUGUCACAUUAGCUUUAAAUUUAUUUAAAAAAGGAAAAACUGAACUUAAAUCCUACAAUUCUUCGUCUGUUUUGCCACAAAUAUGUAAAAGCUGGAAGGAUGAGCUGAA
Anarrhichthys ocellatus (wolf-eel) is the source of this 1051-nucleotide messenger RNA. Its product is annotated as dickkopf-related protein 1-like. Gene Ontology annotation, molecular function: receptor antagonist activity; co-receptor binding. The transcript has a single exon. Gene Ontology annotation, biological process: negative regulation of canonical Wnt signaling pathway. The annotation marks the transcript as partial. The record is from RefSeq and is a predicted model, not a curated record. NCBI's taxonomy places the organism in Eukaryota, Metazoa, Chordata, Actinopteri, Perciformes, Anarhichadidae.